Molecule: messenger RNA, 1379 nt
Organism: Haliotis rubra (blacklip abalone)
Lineage: Eukaryota; Metazoa; Mollusca; Gastropoda; Lepetellida; Haliotidae
Product: ribosome production factor 2 homolog
Exons: 10
Coding region: 94-1038 (314 amino acids)
Biological process (GO): maturation of LSU-rRNA from tricistronic rRNA transcript (SSU-rRNA, 5.8S rRNA, LSU-rRNA); ribosomal large subunit assembly
Cellular component (GO): nucleolus
Molecular function (GO): rRNA binding
Source: RefSeq, a predicted model, not a curated record
CUUAUUUCUAUUUCCGGUUAUAAAUACGACAACACGUGUUAUUUAGUGUUGCUGGAGAUUUAAGGAUUUGAAGCACAUUUAGAAGUGAAAACCAUGGUCAUUCAACGAAUUGUAAAAGCAAAGACUCAGAGAGGAAAACGUGCUUUGGAAAAGAAGGAGGGGAAGAUAUUUGAAGAUGUUAAGACAGCCAUGUUCAUCAAGGGAGGUAACACCAGCAUGACCAUCACACAAGUGUUAAAAGAACUGCACAUGCUAAAGAAACCACAUGCAGUUGCUUUUAAAAGGAAAAAUGUCACACGUCCAUUUGAAGACCAGACAUCUUUGGAGUUCUUCUCAGAAAGGAGUGACAACUCUCUGUUCUUGUUUGGCUCCCACUCCAAGAAGAGGCCGGACAACUUGGUGAUGGGUCGGAUGUACGACCAUCAUGUUCUGGACAUGGUGGAGCUGGGAGUGGACAAGUUCAAGUCCAUGUUCGAGUUUGAUAGUUCCAAGAGCUCAUUUGGGUGUAAGCCAUGUUUGCUGUUUGCGGGCCAGCUGUUUGACAAUGAUGAUGAGUACAGAAGGAUCAAGAACCUGAUGAUAGAUUUUUUCCGUGGACCUGUUGUGAAGAACGUGCGUCUGGCUGGCCUGGAGCAUGUCAUCAGUGUUACAUCUACAGAUGACAAGAUCUACAUCAGGAACUAUAAAGUGUUGCUGAAGAAAUCUGGGAGUCGGACCCCCCGCGUUGAGCUGGAAGAAAUGGGCCCCUCCCUCAACCUCACCGUCCGACGCUGUCACCUGGCAUCUCCAGAUCUCUACAAGAAGGCUCUCAAAAUCCCCAGAACAGCCAAGCCAAAGAAAAAGAAGAAUAUAUCACACGAUGUGUUUGGUUCCAAGCUUGGUCGUGUCCACAUGCAGAAACAGGAUAUAAAUAAACUGCAGACUCGCAAGAUGAAGGGUUUGAAGAAACGCAAGAAGGAAUCAGCUGAAGGUCAGGAUGGACAAGGGUCAAGGUCAAAGAAAUCCAAGAAAUCUAAAUCAGAAACUGAGGAAGAAUGAUAAUGAUAUUGAUGAAUCAAUGUGUUGUUGAUGAUGGUAAUAGGUCUGUAAUCAUCUGUAAUGCAUGUUAAAUGGCAGUGAAUCCAAACAAGCAAAUAAACAAUGGGUUCUUAAGCAUAAUUAAACACUUUAUUGAAUAUACAAGAGACAAUAAUAGACAAUGUCAUCUCAUUUAAUUUGGCUUACUAAUGCAUUUGUUUAAUUAACUGGAUAAAUUUCCAUUUUAUUGACAAUGUACAAAAUAAUGGAAUUAUGUUCUCAUGAGUUACACCUAAAACUGUAUUUUGUUGUGAAAAUGUAUAUAUUGUACAUAUAUGUAAAUAAAGAAAAUAGCAAAUUUA